This is a messenger RNA of Chrysemys picta bellii (western painted turtle), 2268 nucleotides long. RefSeq names its product C3a anaphylatoxin chemotactic receptor-like. Gene Ontology annotation, molecular function: complement component C3a receptor activity; G protein-coupled receptor activity; complement component C5a receptor activity. Gene Ontology annotation, cellular component: plasma membrane. NCBI's taxonomy places the organism in Eukaryota, Metazoa, Chordata, Testudines, Emydidae. Gene Ontology annotation, biological process: inflammatory response; chemotaxis; phospholipase C-activating G protein-coupled receptor signaling pathway. The record is from RefSeq and is a predicted model, not a curated record.
GACUAUGUCUCUGCUCCUGAGUAGUAACAGCACAUACAAGCCAGAUGAUGGUGCCACACUACAUUACGAGCCAGAAAUCAUUGGUUCCUUAAUUAUCUUCAUUCUCACCUUUAUCCUGGGCCUCCUGGGCAAUGGCUUAGUGAUCUGGGUGGCUGGCCUGAAAAUGAAGCGGACCGUGAACACUGUGUGGUUCCUGCACCUUGCCAUCGCUGACUUCCUGUGCUGCAUGUCUCUGCCAUUCUCCAUCAUUCACCUGAUCCUCCAAGAGUACUGGCCAUAUGGCCGCUUCCUCUGCAAGGUUAUCCCAUCAGCCAUCAUCCUCAACAUGUUUGCCAGCGUCUUCCUCCUCACUGCCAUCAGCAUUGACCGGUGCCUGAUGGUGAGGAAGCCAGUUUGGUGUCAAAACCACCGUACUGUGAGGCUUGCAACAGUGAUGUGUGGUUGCAUAUGGCUCCUGGCCUCCUUUAUGUGUAGUCCUGCCUUCCUCUACCGUGAGACCGUCAAAGAUGAAUUUGGGAAAACUGUGUGCUGUUAUCAGUUUGGAGAUUAUAGGGAUUAUGGAGAUUCUAUGGAUUAUGGCAACGAUUCAGCCAUGAGCUCUGGCUUAUCCCAAGAUGAAUAUCCUGCGGAAGACACAACUGAUUCUGAGUUAACCGAGUCUGCUGCCAGCUCGCCUAAUGGUGGCAUAUUUCGAAAGUCCAGUGUUCUCCCUUCAGAGUUAUCUGACACUCCUGGUGGUUUCUCCAGUGCUAAUAUUCCUGGCAGCCUUUACCAUGAUACUGACUUACUGGGGAACUUCUGUAGUCAGGCAACCACCCCACUGACCAUCAGUAUUACCAGGAUUGUCUUUGGCUUCCUCCUUCCCUUUAUCAUAAUGGCAGCUUGCUACAUCCUUAUAGUCGUCAAGAUGCAUGGAGCCCAAUUUACCAAACCCCGUGGUAAGACCCUGCGAGUGAUCCUGGUUGUGGUGGUUGCAUUCUUUAUCUCUUGGGCUCCGUUCCAUGCAGUUGGGGCACUGUCUCUCCUAGCUAUGCCGGGCACUGGAUUUAGGGAGGCAGUAGCACUGUGGGACCAUCUCUCUAUAGCACUAGCCUAUGCCAACAGCUGCAUCAACCCUUUGCUCUAUGUAUUUGUGGGGCAGGACUUCAGGCAGAAGGCACGCCAAUCGGUGCAGGGCAUCUUGGAGGGCGCCUUCAGCGAGGAAGUUACACGCUCCACUUCCUACUCACGGGACAGGACCAAGACUUCAGCAUACAGGGAUAUCAGCAGCAACACCCUCUAAAAUGGGGCUUCCAGACAGCACUGCCAGGGCAGGGGGAAGACAUUUGCACCUUCCAUGGCUGUGACUUUUUGCUUUAGGACAGCAGAGCCAGAACAAUGAGUUUGACAAUGAUCUGUAUGGGAUGCCCAUGGGGACUGGGGCAAUUCAGAACAGGCCAACCUCCUCUUUAAUAGCCUCCUGAAGAGACGGAGAGUUAGACAUGCCAAAAAAAGGAAUCUUCUGAUGAGACAUACGAGGGAGGCAGAGAGCCCCCAUUUGAGAGAGAGAAAUGCACUUGUGGGAAGAUGUGUGGUGGGAUUAUGUAGUUACUCCUUGACAUUACUAAAUAAGAAUGUGGUUGCAGAAUAUCUAUGUUCUACAUUUAUUAAGCAUGUAUCACAUCAUCUGUACCUGCAAAAUUACAGGCAGAAGUUACUUCGACAUUUCUCCUUGGAAUUUGUCAUUAUACCUUUCCCCACCCUUAACUUUCCCCACCUUUAACUCUGCUUCAGCUGGGACCCUGAACUUUUUUCACAGCAGUGCCCAGCAGGAGUGUACUCUGGGAAUUCUCACAACAGUGCGCUCUAGCCAGGGCCGGCGCAACCCAUUAGGCGACCUAGGCGAUUGCCUAGGGUGCUACAAUUUGGGGGGCGGCGACCGCGGCGGUAUUUUGGCGGUGGGACCUACUUGCUCAUCAGCAUCGGAAGCUGCCUUUCAGGCCAGUAUUCCUAGGGUCUUUCAGUUUCAGUUAACCAUGGCCAUCCACCCUACUAUUCCUGUCCCCAAAGGGCCAUUUCUCUUAUUUUCAUGGCAGCUCAAGGAGAGUUUCUACAUCGCAGCUAAUACAUCACUGCACAGAAUCAGUAACUGGGGCAUAAGGGGCAAUUUUCUGAAAAACAAGCCUCAUGCUGUGGACAUGGGUUCAUUAGAAAUAGGACCCUCCUUUAUGGCUUUAGAAGGUUCCCUUGAUAUUACAGCCUGAGAUACAGUGAUGAUGCAAUUGAGGU